UUGGGAUUUGGCGCGCACCACACCUAAACCACUUGCUGAAUUAAUUUGUUGAUAUUCUAAACUAAAACAACCAUUUCACAAUGCGUAACGUCGAAAUCAAAGCAAGAAUAACCGACUACGAGAACAUUUGCAAAGUGGCUGCAGAACUCAGUCAAUCUGACGGAACCAUUAUAAAGCAAGACGAUACUUUUUACAGAGUAAACGAUGGUCGUUUAAAGAUGCGUUUUUACGCGGACUCGUCGGCUACACUGGUGCGUUACGAUCGUGAUGAUGAAGGCGGACCAAAGCUGUGUAAUUAUGAGUUGCUGGAGUUUUCGGCGAACGAAAGUGAGAAGGCGUCACUGCUGGAUAACAUGUUGAAGAAGUGUUUAGGGGCUCGAGGGCGAGUGGUCAAGGAGCGCAAGCUGUACAUGGUUGACCAGACCCGAGUACACAUAGACACCGUCCAAGACCUCGGACAUUACAUGGAGUUGGAGGUGGUGCUGCGGCCCGAGCAGCCGCUUGAGGAAGGACAGGCCAUCGCUCGGGACUUGCAGACCAAACUUGGAGUUAAGGACGAGGAUCUGAUUGAGUGUGCCUAUGUUGAUCUGUUAGAUAAGAAGUAGGGUGUCAUGGCUUUCAAAACGUGAACCAAUCAUUUUAUUUGAUUUGAUGAAAUAUAAAAUUAAGGAACAAACCAAAUUAUUUUAUUGAAUAUUUUUUUGAUAUGUUAUUUUCAAGUAGUCACACUACUAUACACCCUGUUUUUAUUGAAUUCCGUUAACUUUAAGGGAAGGU
Leguminivora glycinivorella is the source of this 777-nucleotide messenger RNA. RefSeq lists its product as uncharacterized. The record is from RefSeq and is a predicted model, not a curated record. Lineage: Eukaryota; Metazoa; Arthropoda; Insecta; Lepidoptera; Tortricidae. Bases 81 to 605 code for a protein of 174 amino acids. The transcript is spliced from 2 exons.